AACAAGGCCACCCAGUGAGCCGCCGCGUGUGUGGGGACAGACCCGGCACCUGCUGCGAGGGUGCUCAGAAGUGACCUCCGAAGCAGGGAGGGCCAUGAACACCUCCAGUGAGACCCUGGUGACAGAAUUCAUCUUGCUGGGGUUCCCAGAACUGUGCCACCUUCAAGGGCUGCUUUUUGGGUCAUUCCUCACCAUCUACGUGGUCACCGUCCUGGAGAACCUGGUCAUUGUGGUGACCAUCGGAGCCAGCCAUCAACUGCACACGCCCAUGUAUUUCUUCCUGGCCAACCUGUCAGUGCUGGAGACCCUCUACACCUCAGUCACUGUCCCCAAGCUGCUGGCUGUCCUCCUGGCACAGGCAAGGACCAUCUCCUUCUCGGGAUGCCUGACCCAGCUGUUUCUCUUCCUCUCGCUCGGCUCCUCCGAGUGUUUCCUCCUGGCCUCCAUGGCCUGUGACCGCUACCUAGCCAUCUGUCACCCACUGCACUACCCAGCCACCAUGACCUGGAGGCUCUGCCUAUGCCUGGCCCUCAGUGCCUGGCUGGGUGGCUCCCUGGCCUCCUUCGUGUCCAUAGCUCUCAUCUCCCGCCUCAGGUUCUGUGGCCUCAAUGUCCUCAACCACUUCUUCUGUGACAUCUCACCCCUGCUGCAGCUCUCCUGCUCUGACACUACUGCCAUUGAAGUUUUGGACUUUGUGGCAGCCCUGGCUGUGCUCGCAACCUCCCUGCUGGUGACCACAGUCUCCUACGCACACAUCCUGGCCACAGUGCUGAGGAUCCCGGGAUGGGCUGGCCGCCGGAAGGCCUUCUCCACCUGCACCUCCCACCUGGUGGUGGUGGCCACCUUCUAUACCACCACCAUCUUCAUGUAUGCCCGGCCUCACGCUGCCACCUCCUUUGACCUCAACAAGCUGGUGUCCGUGGUCUACUCAGUUGUGACUCCACUGCUCAAUCCCAUCAUCUACUGCCUUCGGAAUCGUGACAUCAGGGAGGCUCUGGCCAAACUCCUCCGAGCCCCUGGCCCCUCCUGA
Molecule: messenger RNA, 1030 nt
Organism: Suricata suricatta (meerkat)
Lineage: Eukaryota; Metazoa; Chordata; Mammalia; Carnivora; Herpestidae
Product: olfactory receptor 6-like
Exons: 2
Coding region: 95-1030 (311 amino acids)
Biological process (GO): G protein-coupled receptor signaling pathway
Cellular component (GO): membrane
Molecular function (GO): olfactory receptor activity; G protein-coupled receptor activity
Source: RefSeq, a predicted model, not a curated record